Molecule: messenger RNA, 1428 nt
Organism: Diprion similis
Lineage: Eukaryota; Metazoa; Arthropoda; Insecta; Hymenoptera; Diprionidae
Product: E3 SUMO-protein ligase ZBED1-like
Exons: 1
Coding region: 1-1428 (475 amino acids)
Molecular function (GO): protein dimerization activity
Source: RefSeq, a predicted model, not a curated record
AUGAAAAAAGUCGCUCCAUUGUACCACAUACCAAGCAGAAAAAUCAACACAAAGCUAAUUGAACAAAAGUACCAGGUACUAUCAAACCUAGUUAAAAUACAGUUAUCAGGUAUUGAUCACCUUACACUGACAACAGAUGUGUGGACCGACACAUUAAAUACAAAAAGUUUUCUCGGAAUAACAGCUCACUUUGUAAGCGAGGGAGAGUUAGUUUCCAUCGUGAUAGGUGUAACUGAAUUAAAUGAGCGACACACUGCAGAAAAUUUAGGUUGGUGGCUAUUGAAGAUAACUAGCGACUGGAACAUCAAAAACGAGAGUAUCCUUGCUAUAGUUACUGACAACGCUUCUAACAUAACGAAAGCAAUCACCGAUGUUUUUGGGUCAGACAAACAAUUACCAUGUUUUGUAGACACGCUGAAUCUUGUUGCGUCAAGAAUAAUUGAGGGGGAAGAAAAUGUAAAAUCUUUAUGUGCCGCAGUUAAGGCUAUUGUUACAUAUUUUAAACAUUCUGUAGUUGCAUCCGAUAGAUUGCAGGAGCAAAGUGACGAAAAUCUGAAAUUAAUCCAAAGCGUCCCAACAAGAUGGAAUUCAACGUAUUACAUGUUAGAACGAUUUAUUCAUCUAUCGGAAAAGAUUGGUGCAAUAUUAUUGCAAUUUCCAACAGCACCUGCAAUGUUAACAGCAGCUGAACUGCAAACUGCAAAAGAGUUUGUUAAACUAUUGCAACCUUUAGAGCAAGCCACGAAAAUAGCAUGUGGGCAAGAUUAUAUUACAGGAAGUAACGUAAUACCUAUUGUUGAUAUGGUUAAAAAACAAUUUGAAAACUGCAAUCCAAUCACUGAAACAGGAAGACACAUGAAAAAUAUCCUCUUAGCACAAUUUCAUAAAAGGUUUGAGAACAUUGAAAGUGUGUCUCUGUUGGCAAUUUCAACUAUAUUGGACCCUAGGUUCAAGCGACUGCAUUUUUCAAAUAGAAUAGCUUGUGCACAUGCUGUUGAUAAGAUAACGAAAAAAUUAAAUGACAUGACGAACUUUGAACUGUCACAACCUUCAACAAGUGCGAAUAAAGAGAGCGACAGUUCGGCAGGAAACUUUUGGUCCGAGCGCCAAAGACUCAUUGAUUUGGAAAAUUCCAGACAAGUCGAUAGACUGGACGAAAUGCCUGAUGAAUUUAGGAUUUAUUUAAAUCAGACCGUCUUGGGCAUUAAUGAAAGUCCAAUAAAGUAUUGGAUUCAAGCUAAAGGUACUGCCUUGAGUAGCUUGGCUAAUCAAUAUCUACCAGUUAUUGCUACAUCUGUGCCAUCAGAAAGACUCUUCUCCGAAGCUGGUAAUAUUAUGUGUGAGGCUAGAAAUCGCUUGACAGGGGAACACUUACAACAUUUGUUAUUUUUAAAGUCCUUAUCUGCCGACAAGUGGCACAAUGAUUAA